Alternaria incomplexa is the source of this 513-nucleotide messenger RNA. RefSeq lists its product as uncharacterized. Lineage: Eukaryota; Fungi; Ascomycota; Dothideomycetes; Pleosporales; Pleosporaceae. The record is from RefSeq and is a predicted model, not a curated record. The coding region runs from base 1 to 513 and encodes 170 amino acids. The transcript has 2 exons.
AUGGGUCGCUGGACAGACAUGGACAGCGACGCCGAGCGCCUCCCCUCCGGCUUCGAGCGUAUGGGCUACGACGCCGACACCCAAACCUACACCUUCCGCGACGCAUCCGGCCUCAUCUACGAAUCCGAACCGGGCAAUCGCUACAGCGAACUGCGUGCAACGGGCGAGCACUCGCAGCCCCCGUCCGACGAACAACGACGCGAGCAGGAUGAGAUGAUAGAAGAAGGCAACAGAAGCGCUGUGCGUAUGAUGUUGCCGUUUGCGCUGCUGAUGCUGGUGUUCUUGUUCUUGGUGUUUAAGCUUGUGAAUAGGAGUGAUGGGGCUGAUACAGUUGUUGCUCGCUGUGGGGAUGGGGAGCGCCAGUUGCGGGUUGAGAAGGGGGAUACGUGUUGGGCGAUUGCGGAGGCGAAUGGGUUGAGUGUUGAUGGUUUACUGGGCUUAAGAGGGAAUCAGGGUGUGGAUUGUGGGAAUCUCAGGAUAGGGCAGAGCAUCUGUGUGCCGAUGUUGAAGUGA